CGAGCGGCGAUUGGCCGAAGGGAAGGCUGGGUCCGGAUGUGCGCUGCCGAGGGGCGGGCUGUCAAUGGGGCAGCGGCGGGGCUAGCGGGGAGCGGCGGGGCCUGGGCCGCGCCGGGCGGAGCGGAGGGAGCGGGGAGCGGGAUCUAAACCAGAGAGGCCUGAGGACACUCUGAAGACACUGAGAAGCUGCAGUCCUUUAUUUGGAAUACACGUUAUGAACCCUUUCUGGAGCAUGUCUACAGGUUCUGUGCGCAAGAGACCUGAAGCUGAAGAGAAAACUUUGAGUGGAGAGCUGCGAACCAGUCCUCUACGAGCCUCUACAAAGAAACAGUUGCCUUCUAUUCCAAAGAAUGCUGUGCCAAUAACCAAGCCUGCUUCACCUGCCACCUCGUCGCAGUCCACAAAUGGAACACAUGCUUCUUAUGGGCCUUUUUACUUGGAGUAUUCCCUCCUUGCAGAAUUUACCUUGGUUGUAAAGCAGAAAUUGCCAGGCGUCUAUGUGCAGCCAUCUUACCAAUCAGCAUUAAUGUGGUUUGGUGUAAUAUUCAUAAGACAUGGGCUCUACCAGGACGGUGUGUUUAAAUUUACUGUCAAUAUUCCUGAUAAUUACCCCGAUGGAGACUGCCCGCGCUUGGUUUUUGAUCUGCCUGUCUUCCACCCGCUAGUAGAUCCUGUAUCUGGUGAACUGGAUGUGAAAAGAGCAUUUGCAAAAUGGAGGCGAAACCAUAAUCACAUAUGGCAAGUACUAAUGUAUGCUCGCAGAGUCUUCUACAAGAUUGAUACGACGAGUCCUCUGAACCCCGAGGCUGCAGUGCUGUAUGAAAAAGAUAUCCAGCUGUUCAAAAGUAAAGUGGUGGACAGUGUCAAACUAUGCAGCAGUCAUUUAUUUGAUCAGCCCAAAAUAGAGGAUCCCUAUGCAAUCAUUUUUUCCCCGUGGAAUCCAGCUAUACAUGAUGAAGCUAGAGAGAAGAUGUUGACUCAGAAGAAGAAGCCGGAAGAUCAGCACUGCAAAAGCACACACGUGUCUGGCCUGUCCUGGGUAAAGCCUGGCUCAGUUCAGCCUUUCAGCAAAGAAGAGAAGACGAUGCCCACUUAGCUCUUCUGGACCAUGGUGCACAAAACACUUUCUGUGGGUGGAGGGAAUGUAAUGGAGGGAGAAAAGGCAACGCAGCAGUUUCCUUCUUGACUACGGAUUAGUAAAACCUGAAUGGUAGCAGUGACUCCAGUAAACCUGUUCAACGGAUUGCUAGCUCGUAAUGUUUUACAUAUGCAUUAGGUUUUAAAGGCUUGCCUGGAGUUUGGAAGUCUCUCUUGAACACUGCAGUACUUCUACCUGAAGACUGUGUAGGGUGGGUAGUUCCUCAGGGCUUUGAAAUGCCUGGAGGUUUUGGGUUGGUUUUUAAGCUUUUAUUUUUUUCCCUCCAGGAAAAGCAAUUUUUUUUAAAAAAAAAGAUCUUAAAUUACUGGCAGAAAUAUUAGCAUUGGAAAUAUGAUGCCAGAGGUAAGCUGUGUUCAUGUAAACUAAUAUAGCAGAAUUAAACACUAUAUUUAAUGGUUUUAAAUACUUUUGGUUUCUAUUGUAAAUACAUUAGGAUUUGAAAUUGUAAAUAGACGGUUGACUCCAUUUAGCACUUUCCAGAGGUAAAACUGGGGAUGAUGUAUGAUGUAUUAUUGAUUUGUAAAUGGAUAUUGUCACUAAAGCGCACAUUAGUCUGACGGGAUGAAAGCAGAAUGUCAGUCUUGUUAGACUUUUAUUACAUAAACACUAAAAAUCAAAGCUUUUAAUGGUGGUCUCUUGAGGUAAUAAUGUUGUAGAGGAUUUUAGAUUCCCUAGGUGUCUAGGGGAUUACUUAGGGUAGCCUGACUAAUGUGUGUUAAUAGUGACAUCUCAAAAUAAAAAGAAACUGUGAUCUCGC
This is a messenger RNA of Columba livia (rock pigeon), 1916 nucleotides long. RefSeq names its product AKT interacting protein (gene AKTIP). The transcript is spliced from 10 exons. Bases 215 to 1096 code for a protein of 293 amino acids. The record is from RefSeq and is a predicted model, not a curated record. Lineage: Eukaryota; Metazoa; Chordata; Aves; Columbiformes; Columbidae.